CGUUAAUUACAAAAUUUUCAAGUUAUGUAUAAAACUAAACCCAUUUUCGGUUAAUUUGCACUAUUGUUAUCCGCUUUGCUUAUAUUACAAUAAGAAAUGAUGACAAGAAAAGUAUUUUGUUAUACUAAGGAAUAACAUAAAAACUAACUAAUACCAAAAUGAUCUUUGUUACUUUCUCAGUUGUCUUUCAUUUUUUUUUCGUCUUUGCCUUUUUUUUUAAUUCAAUCCUAAUUAGUAUAUGAUAUUUAUAUUUAUUGUUAUUGUUUCUGCCAAGACCCUCCCUCGCCUCUUUAUGCACUUCCUCUUAGCAACUCUCCAAGCAUAAGGUGCCCUCCUCGUCAGCGGCGGAUCCAGAAUAUAGAAGAGCACUGGGCCGCAUUUCAUUAAAAAAUUAGAACCGUAAAAAAAUAUAAUGAUUAUAGUUUUUUGCAAUGUAAAUUGUACACGACUGUAUUUUAAUUUAGAGAAUGCAUCAAUAAUGAAGUCUACAUCCAUACCAAUAGUAUAGACUGUUUCAAAUAAAAUACUUGAGCAAUCGGCGAGAAAUUCAUCGCUCAUUUUGUUGAGCAAAUCAGUUCUCACAUGUUUCAUUGUUAAAAAGGUUAUCUUCGUAGUAGCUGUCGAAACGAGCAGCAUCAACACUAGAUAAAUCAAUCGACUAAUCAAUUUGCAUUGUGUGUCCAUCCUUGCACACAAGCUACUUUAGUAAAUUUGUAAGGGAACAAACCUCAUAUUUCUUUUAGUCUUUUACGUUUUAAACUUUUUAGAAUUUUAGGUUUCAUUGUUUUUUUAAGACGCAUGAUCUUUGGGGCUAAAAUUUCGAGGCUAAAUUUAGAAUAGUGAUUUGAAUAUGUUCAACUUGAUAAUUUUUCUAGUUAAACCCAAUCUUAUCAUAGAAUAACACUGAGUCGAAUGUCUAAAAUAAAAAAUUUCAUAAGGACUAUAGUAACUACGGAUCCAGAUGAGGGCUGGGCAGGGGCCUGGGGUGGCCACCCCCUGGAUCCGCCAGUGCUCCUCGUGCACACAAGGUGCACAACAGACGUAGGCGGUCCUGUUAACAUCUCGACGAUCAAGUUAGUACCAUGAUUUUGAAGAGAAGGAUGUUUAGUAAGAGAUCCCAAACUAAGUAAAUGAAAUUUAUCUACUUUUCUAUUUAUACCAAGAGAAUCGUCAACCAUUGCCCCCAAAUUCGCCCCACGUCAUCACGAUAAUAAAAUCACUGUGCUUUCCCCUUACCAUGCCCCAUGACCGUCUAACACAACUUUCAGUGGUAUUUCUGAAGUUUUGUGCUCUUCUUGUUGUAUUUCUGAAGCUCAUAUUGAGCAUCUAUGGGCUUUUGUUUUUCUGUCCUUGUUCUAUUUUUAGUUUGCUUUGUUGGCUCUCUUGUAAUUGAUCUUUCAAAGUGCAAUGCAAGUAUUCCCUUUGUAAAAUAAAUAAAUAAAUAAAAAAAUGGUUCUAGACACAUGAUCUCACUUAUUUAGCAUUCCGUACGUUUUCUAGUCAUUAUGUCUUAUUGUCCUCAUGCGCCCCUUGUCAGAACUUUGGCCCUACGCGUCCAGGCUGGCAAAUGCCCCAUUGGCGGAGCUUUGUCCUUAAUGGGCUAACACUUUGGGUCUUCUCACUUGGGCCUUCAUCAUACCCUCAAUAGUUAUUUAUAAAUAUAAAUGGUUAUUUAAACAAAUCACCAACGGUCUAUAGCAAGUAACAAUACUUUUUAGUUCCCUCAAAAACAAUACUUUUUAGUUGAAUGCCAAGUUAAUGCAAAAAAAAAAAAAAAUCCACUUAAUAGUAGCUUGUUUUAAAUUGAGUUUCAGUUUUUAUUCCUUCUGAUUCUCUAUAUAGAUUUUUCUUCUCGCUCAUAGGUGCUAUAUUGGAUUUAAAUCAGAUUUCAGAUCAAUCUAUAUUGAUUAAUUGCCUCCAUUAUGUUGUUGCUAGCAAAUACCACAAUUUUUACUUUUGGAAAUAGAACUUUCCAUGAAAUUCAAAUCUAUUCAUACAUGUCAAGUAAAGGAUUAUCACUAAACAAUUACCAUCACAAAUACACGACUGUAAAAAGAAUCAAAUCUCAAUAAAAAAUCACGACAACGCACUUUCACCAUUUCGCCACCAAAUGUGAUCCCAACCUAGUUAGAAAGUGAACGGAGAGGUGAAAACAAUGUUCAUCCUUGGCAUUCAAAAUUUUAAAUCAGGCUUUAAAAGUUCAUUAAAAAAAAACAGGCUUAAUACUUAAAAGUUAAACCUGAAUUCAAGAAGUUGAGAUAGAAAAAGAGCGGUGAUAAAUAAAUAAACAUUUGUCUACCAAAGAUGAAAACAAGAGGGAUCCAGCUUGACAUAAAAUCCAGGUGUCGCGCGCGCGCCCGGAGAUCAAAACGGACGACUAGCCGGCAGCGUUCGGCCUUGGGGUGCUAAAACACAACUAAUAUUUCCAAACGAAAAGCAUCCAAACCGGACCUCUUCGAUAAACCCAAACCACAAGACUAUGGAAUACCAAAUCUCUGUAGACAAAGCCCACUUCACAUCAACUCCCAAUUGGGCUCUCUCCUCUUCAAUCCAACCCAAUCCAAUCCGGCCACGGCCAGCGAUUACCUAAAAUCCCCUGCUUCGUCCUCACUCGCAACUUACCCCCCAAACUCUCAACUCAGUAUAAAAAUUAAAACCCACCAAAAAAACUAAAACUAAAACUAAAACGUCCACCAAAACUCAGUAACGCAUCAUCUCACCCUCCGGACAAUCAAAUACGCCGGCCGGCCAAGGUGGACGAGAAUUAUCCGAUGAAGGACACGUUGCGAGAUCCCCUCAAAGGCUGGAGAACUUCCUUCCCCGCCGCCCUCCGAUCCUCCAUCAUCAAACUCAAGCUCCCUCUCGCCUUCUGCGCCCUCGUCUCAAUUUCCCUCCUCCUCUACUCCGCUUUCCCGACCCGACCCGCCCCCAAUUUCCACAACAAACCCAACCCGGUCUCCCGCCUCCACGUCGCCACGGCGGCGCCACCAACGAACCUUUCCCACAUCGUCUUCGGCAUCGCCGGCUCGGCCAGCUCCUGGAACCUCCGCCGCCACUACUCCGCCCUCUGGUGGCGCCCCAACGUCACCCGGGGACACGCCUGGCUCGACGCCGAACCUCCCCUGAACGAAUCCUCCCCGUCAGCGUCUUCUCCUCCGCCGCACAGAGUCUCGGCGGACACCUCGAGAUUCAAGUACACCAGCACGUACGGGUCCCGGUCGGCGGUGCGGAUCGCGAGGAUCAUCAAGGAGAGCUUCGAAUUAUUGGAGGCGGCCGCGGAGGAGGAGAAGAAGAAGCAAGACGACGUCAGGUGGUUCGUGAUGGGUGACGACGACACCGUUUUCUUCCUCGAGAAUCUUGUCACCGUGCUCGCCAAGUACGACCACGAACAGAUGUACUACGUCGGCGCGAAUUCCGAGAGCGUGGAGCAGGACGUCAUCCACUCGUACGACAUGGCCUACGGCGGCGGCGGGUUCGCCGUCAGCUACCCUCUCGCCAGGGAGCUCGUCAGGGUCCUCGACGGCUGCAUCGAUCGGUACGCGUCGUUUUACGGGUCCGAUCAGAAGGUCCAGGGAUGCAUGACCGAGAUCGGCAUCCCCUUGACCAAAGAGCUCGGCUUCCACCAGAUGGACAUAAGGGGGAACCCGUACGGCCUCCUGGCGGCGCACCCGGUGGCGCCGCUGGUGUCUCUGCACCACCUGGACUACCUCCGCCCGAUUUUUCCGGACACGACGAGGAUACAGGCUCUGCAGAAGCUGAUGGAGUCGUACGCGCGGGACCCGAGCAGGGCCCUGCAGCGGAGCUUCUGCCACGACCUGCGGCGGAACUGGACGGUGUCGGUGUCGUGGGGUUACACGGUGCAGCUGUACCCGUCCCUGGUGACGGCGAAGCGUCUGGACGCGACGAUCCAGACGUUCAAGACGUGGAGGACGUGGAAGGAGUCUCCGUUCACGUUCAACACCCGGCCCGCCGCCGCGAAGAGCGGUUCAAACGCGCGUGAGGUGCCGCCGGUUCUGUAUUUCCUUGAUAGUGUUGGUGAGAAUGUUGGUGGGGAGAGCCUGACCACGUACAGGCGACACGUGGCGGGGCUCGACGAGGGGAAAGUCCGCAACACAGGUGAACAACAAGCUGGUGAUCGGGUGCUUGCGGGCGUCCGAGCCGUCCACGUGGCCGCGGCGACGAUGGAUCCAAAGACUUGGACUAUGGCGCCACGAAGGCAGUGUUGCGAAGUGAUCGACGGCGGCGAUGGAGCGGACGGCGGCGUUGUACGAGUCAAGGUCAGGGGGUGCAAUCCGUUUGAAAGUGCGACCUUGCCGUAGAAAAAUGGACCGGUCGACGUCAACGUUGAUCGACCAGUGGAGAGGGAGACGAGAAACAGGAAACAUUUGGUUUGAGUGCGUGUUGAUUAGACAGCACAAUUUUUCCAAUAGUGCAACAGAGAGAGAGAGAGAGACUCUACUGCCGUUUUGGCAUCUUUUUAGCCUGCGUUUGCUAUAAUUGUUACAUGUAAAUACAUUGCCAUUGAUGAUAUUGAUAUACGAUGAAGAUUCAUUGACGUACAAUUAUAGGAAAAUUUGGUGGUUUCUUGAUGAGAGUCGAACUCGGAAAUUUAGAAGUUUGAAGAGCAGAUGGGAAAUAUGUUAUCGUAGGGGUGAAAAAUAUGGUAAAUUCGAACGCGGGUUUGUCAAUCAUGAAGGUGAAAAAAUAUUAUCGGCGGUCUCCUUUUGGUAUGAUUUUUAUCUGUAUGGGAUGAUUCCUGUAAGCAUAUAGUUUGAGAGAGGAAUUAUAUAUAUUUUGCAGAUUGUUCUGAUUUUUUGAAAUUGUAUCUUAAUUACUUGGGUUCUAGAGUUGAAGCUCUAUAUUGAGAAGUAUCUGAGAGGCGAAAAGUCCCUUGUUCCUUGGAUCAUCAAAAAAAUUGACUUCGGAUAUGAACUCAGACUUCUUGGCGAAGCAGGAAUAUAGGGAUCGGUGCCUAGACAGCGACGAUCUCUGAUGCAUCUAUACGAUUUGGGCCAAAGAUUGCGAGAGUCUAAUAUUUUUCAGCCUUGUGAAAAAAAUAUUCACGCACAUGAUGAUUUUAAAUCAUCAUAUGUAAUGAUCGAAUCAGAUUCAUUUCAACUUAUUUUUCCCUUUCUGAAUGUAUAACUUAACUAACUGAGAAGUUGAACAUCUGGUGGCAGUAGGUUGUUCGAUAGAUGGUAAUUAGAGGUGGCAAAUGGAUUGGAUUGGUGGAUUGGUGGAUCCAUGGAUCAAAUGGAUUGGAUCAAAUGGAUUGGUGGAUUCAUGGAUUGGAUCAAGUGGAUUGGUGGAUAAUCCAUGAAUCCAAAUGACAUCCUCAACCAAGGACCAAUAUGUAAAAUGUAAAAAGUUUAGGUACUAAAAUGUCAUAAUGAAAAAUUUUAGGUACCAAAACGUAAUUUUCCAAUGAUAUUUUUCGUAUAAAAAUUAAAUUUUAGGUACCAAAAUGUAAAAAAUAAAAAUUGUAGGUACUAAACCGUAAUUUGCCAAUGAUCCAUGGAUCCAAUCCAUGAAUCCACCAAUCCAAUUGGAUUUGGAUAAAAUGGAUUGGAUUAGGUGGAUAUUUUUAAUGGAUUGAUGGAUUGGAUUGGUGGAUUGGAUUGAAAUUGCCACCUCUAAUGGUAAUUGAGACGUAUAGCUCUUGCCCAUCAUUCAAAUAAUGAUUCAUCUUGUCAUUCAUAUAAUUAAAGUCAAAAGAUACCAUUGUAGCUACUUACGUAAUCUCAAAAUUAUUUUGCAACUUUGAUAUCUCACACUAACAAAACCAUUAGGAAUUUAGAUGUGACUAAUCUUGCCACUCAUAGAACUAAACUCUAUGAUACCAUUAUAGGUCAUUAUGUACACUUGAACGUUACCAUUUUAGCUCUAGAGAGUAGAGACACUCCUCCUCCACUUUUCAUUACGAUACAAUAGUAAUUCUAUAACCAAAGAUCCAAUAAAAAUAACAGUAGCGAUAGUUGCAGUGUUCUUCCUUAUAGUUUAUGUCCUUCAUCAUUAGAACUACAAAUGAUGAAGCUUUAUCGUAUGGAAUAGAGUUCCCUAAUAGACAUUAUAAUGAACA
Messenger RNA from Linum trigynum, 6079 nucleotides. The record is from the annotation of a GenBank genome assembly. NCBI's taxonomy places the organism in Eukaryota, Viridiplantae, Streptophyta, Magnoliopsida, Malpighiales, Linaceae.